GGUGGGAUCCCAGUGACCAAAUAGUGAGAUCUUGUCUCUUUUUCCUUACCUUAGUAAUUUCUUUAUCUCUCUCUUAUAUAUUAUUCUCACCUAUUUCUCCAAAACUACAAUUCAAAUUCAUAACCACUACAUGGAGAAACAAGUUAUGGUACUUCCACUGCCUCCACCCAUUGAUUUCAAUUUCAAUUUCAACACCAACUGUUCUUCUCCCCAACAUCAAGAUUUCGAAUUCAACUUCAAUUCCCAACUCCAAAUACCUUCUCUUUCUGCUGAUCAGCUUUUCCAUGCUGGAAAAAUUCUCUCUCUCAAUCUCAUUUCACCCUCUCUAUUUUCUCAUUCUAAUUCCAAUUCUAUUAUUCAUCAAGAAGAUGAAGCACAACAACAAAAUAAGCUUGUUGGUAGAGAAAGAUCUUCAUCGUUUUCGAAAAUUUCAAUGUCCACUUGUGACAGAAAAAAGUAUUUCAAAAUAUCUGAAUCUGAAAAAUCUGAAACUUCAUCAUCAGCUUCAACUUUUUCCACUUUCUUAUCAUCAAUUUCAUUUUCAAAAGGGUAUCGAAAAUGGAGGUUCAAAGAUUUUCUACUGUUUCGAAGUGCUUCGGAAGGAAGAGCCAUAGAGAGAGAUAUUUUGAGGAAGAAAUACACGGUUCUGUCUAAAACGACACCGUACGAGGAUGUUGUCGUAGGUAACUCUAGCUUCCGGUCUAUUGAGAAUUCCGGUUCGGUUUCUAAAAGGAGAGGACCGGUUUCGGCUCAUGAAUUGCAUUAUAAAUUGAACCGGGCCGCUUCUGAGGAAUUGAAGAGGAAAACUAUGUUGCCUUAUAAACAAGGUUUGUUGGGUUGUUUGGGGUUCAAUCAUGGUAUGAAUUAUCAGAUUAGUGCAAGAUUUGGGUCUUGUUAACGUUCAUAAUCCAGUAAUACAAUUGUCUAAAUCUUAUUUAUUUAUUUGUUGAUAUUGGUUUCUUGUUUUUCUUAAUGAGAAAUGUUGUGUUACUUGUUGAUAAAUUACAAGUUAUACUUAUAUUAC
Cicer arietinum (chickpea) is the source of this 1024-nucleotide messenger RNA. The record is from RefSeq and is a predicted model, not a curated record. Lineage: Eukaryota; Viridiplantae; Streptophyta; Magnoliopsida; Fabales; Fabaceae.